Messenger RNA from Porites evermanni, 1985 nucleotides. The record is from the annotation of a GenBank genome assembly. NCBI's taxonomy places the organism in Eukaryota, Metazoa, Cnidaria, Anthozoa, Scleractinia, Poritidae.
CAGCCAGGUGCAGAUCUCGGGCCCGUUAUUUCCCCGCAAGCCAAGGAGCGCAUCUGUCAUUUGGUACAGUCUGGUGCUGAUGAAGGUGCCAAGGUACGAGAGACCAGCUAUUCACUAACCCUUUAAGCUCCAACAUACGUCUUCUCCACUCUGUUCGUCAUAAAUUUUUUAUGGUACUGCUGGAGAGAAUUUGUUCCUUCAUCAAGACUAUUCAUCUUUGGUGAUCAUUAUAUUUUUUCUCAUGACCUGUAUUUUGAUCAAGCAUUACUAUUGUUAGGAGAAAUUGGAUGCUGGUUUCCAAUAGGGCUUAAAGGGUUAGAGGAGCGGCCCUUUCAAUCAAUCACUGUAUUAGCGGACAAAUAGCUAUGAGACCCACGCGAGCUUCAGUGAAAACACUUCUUCGCCGGCUUAUUUCACUUCAGCCUCCUCCGCAAGUACUAUUUUGACCAAGCAACCUCGCUCAUCGUCUGAAAAUCACUUGAUGCUGAUUGAUCACGUUUCCUUGUCUCUUAGAUUGAACUGGAUGGCCGUGAUAUUAAAGUCAAAGGUUUUGAGAAAGGAAACUUUAUUGGACCUACUAUCGUGUCUAAUGUCACAGUAAGUGAAAGUGUUAUGGGUGCGUUUUUCUUACGUUGAGUGACAACACAAAUUUUCGCAUUUUCUCGCGUUUUUCAGGCGAGCUAUUCCCGUCGCGCGUGUCUCGCGUUCCACGCCUGCUUCGUACUCGCCAAAAAACGCGAAAAAUAGCAUCUCUUUUGCUGGCUAGAGAACCCGAACAGAUAGAUCCUUGGCGGGAUCACGAGUUUGUAAAUUUUGAACUCAGAGGUUGAAUCAAUCUGUUGCAUCACUCAUUGAGUCUUUUCUUUGUUUUCAGCCGGACAUGACGUGUUACAAGGAGGAAAUCUUUGGACCUGUUCUUAUUACCAUGAAUGUAGAUACUCUUGAUGAGGUAUCAGAAUGAUCAUUGUCUAAAUAAUUCUCCAUAUAUAUUAUCUGUACAUUUUCAGUCGGAAGGCGCUGUUUGAGAAUUAAGAGAAUCGUAAACACGGAUUAUGGUACUGUUUUCCAAAAAUACUCUCUUAACUUUAGGGUGCUGUACGGCUUUUAAAGUGAUGUUACACGGGACGAUUCGCAAUGACGAUUUUUAGCGCAACGCAACAUGGUUUGCCUUCGCUCGUCUGAAAACUGAACGCGAAAAACUUAACGCCUGUUCUGCAGGCUUCUAGGAAAUAGCCUACUUUUAUCUUACGACUGGCGUUUGAUUCCAGGCCAUUGAAGUUGUGAACAAGAACCCUUACGGUAAUGGAACCGCUAUCUUCACAAAUUCUGGAUCAACUGCUCGCAAGUACCAACAUAAAGUCGACGUCGGUCAGGUAUGAUUCCUAACUUGAACUAGCGUAAUUACCUUUUCAUUUUUUCCAAAAGAUUGAGCUUUUUUUUGCUGAAAACGUUUGCGCCUGUGAUAAAUAGGGCGGGCAAAUUGCGCCGUUGAUAACGCCAGUUUUCAAACUGAACACGCGGAACUUUUUAGUAAAACUUCCUAAAAUUUUGAGUAAAUAACAACGCUUUGAUACUGAAAGUAAUAACCUUAGCUUCUAGUAUUUUGUUUAGCUUUUGUAAAUUUCUUGUUUUUGUUGUUGUUGUAUCGUUUGUAAUUAAGUUCUUUACCUGUCACAUUCAACACCAAGAUAGUCGCCUAUACAGUAACGCUUUAUCUCGACGAUCUUACGGAAAAAUAGAGAACGUUAAACAGUCUGUUUUUAAAUUACCACGUAACAGAAUCAUUCCUUCUUGUAUUUUUGGGCGGCUUUUGAUAUUUGUCUUAUUACCAUGGUGAUAGACUUCCAUAGUUAAGGCCAGUUAUAUACUGAUGUUUUUAUUCCCAGGUUGGAGUGAAUGUCCCUAUUCCCGUUCCUCUUCCCAUGUUCUCUUUCACCGGGUCACGUGGAUCGUUCUUGGGAGACUCUCACUUCUAUGGAAAACAG